UCAUGUUUCCUUCAGAGUAACAACGGGGGAGUAGUUGGUGGAGCGGGGACGGGAAUUGGCAGGCUUUACCGUGUGGUGGCACACAAAGAUGACGAGGAGCAGAGGGAGAGAUGACAGCGGUGAUUAUGCACCACCGAUCAUUUUGAUCCUCAUCACAGAAGUAGUCUGAGGAGAGGGGAGCAGGCUCUGUUUUUCCUUUUUUUUUGCAAAACCUCGGGCCUCAACACAAAAUAAGGACACCUACAGGAGUUGUCGCUUGCUUUACUAUUGAUGUCUUGAAAGAGUUAGAAUGUCACUGUGUUAUUCACUGCACUGGAAGACCAGUACAAUCAAAGUGUAACGUGCAAAUUUCUAGUCGUUAUGGUGCCUGGUCUCGCACAUGGUGGCUGAAAAGCUCCCAAAAGCCCUCAUUUUGUGUUGAAGUGACAACCACCCUCUAGCAUAGAAGGCAAUUGCAUCUAAUACUUUUUUUUUUUUUUUCUGCUGAAACUCAGCAAAAAAGUCUCGAGUUGCAGGAGAGGUGGAGAAAGUGAUGGGGAGGAGGCAGAGUGUGUUUAAAAUCGAGGUUUAGUUAACCUCCUCAACUUUAUGACUCAGUGCGGGUUCCCCCAAAACAGCUGUGUGCAGAUAUUUCAACAAUGCCUCCAGUAGACUGCGGCAGAUUUCUCUAUUGUUGUAGCAGCCCGGGUGUGGGGACACAGGAAGACUCCCCUGCCAGAGGCCUUGAAUUCAAAGGACACAAUGAAGCAGUUUCUUUCAGAUCGCGUCGUGAAGGCAGCCAGAUCAGUGUACAGUGUUAUGAUCGAGAGGAACCCUGGUCUGAUCCGAGAUAGAAAAUAUCACCUCAAAACCUACAGACAGUGCUGUUCUGGUAAAGAACUUGUUGAUUGGCUGCUGAAACAGAACGAAUGCCUCCAAUCCAGAAGUCAGGCAGUUGGGAUGUGGCAGGUCUUGGUGGAUGAAGGGAUCCUCGUUCAUGUGAAACAUGAGUUGAACUUCCAUGACAAGGACACCCAGUUCUAUCGCUUCCAAGACUCCGAGUUUGGCCUGAACCACAUGACAAACGAGAAGGACUCGGAGGACGAGCUGCAGGAAGGUCUGUCGCUCCUGUCUCAGCUGGGUCCGGAUGCUCUGCUCACUAUGAUUCUACGCAAAUGCCCCAGUCAGAGGAGUGCUGAGGACCUGGAGGUCAUCUACGAGGAGCUGCUCCAUGUCAAGGCUGCUGCUCAUCUCUCCACCUCGGUGCGUAAGGAGCUGGCAGCGGUGCUGGUCUUUGAAUCACAUGCCAAAGCCGGAACAGUCUUGUUCAGUCAGGGGGACAAAGGCACCUCGUGGUACAUCAUCUGGAAAGGCUCUGUGAACGUGAUCACACAUGGGAAGGGGUUGGUAACUACGCUACAUGAGGGUGAGGACUUUGGGCAGCUAGCUUUGCUGAAUGAUGCGCCUCGUGCUGCCACCAUUAUCUUGAGAGAGGACAACUGCCAUUUCCUCCGUGUGGAUAAGCAGGACUUCAUACGCAUCCUCAAGGAUGUGGAGGCCAAUACUGUGCGACUGGAGGAGCAUGGGAAAACUGUGCUGGUGUUGGAGAAGAGCGCCGGCUCCGCCGAGCAAGGCGGAGCGGGAAACAACAGCAAGUACACGGUCAUGUCAGGAACACCUGAGAAAAUCCUUGAGCACCUACUGGAAACUGUAAAGUUAGAUUCUAAUGGAAAUGACGCUAUAGAUCCCUGUGUGAGCGACUUUUUGCUCACCCAUAAAGUCUUCAUGCCUUCCAGCCAGCUGUGUCCUGCACUGCAGCACCACUACAGGGCAGAGCUCUCUGAGGGCUCAGAUCAGGAGAAGGCCGCCUACAUUCUUAACGGCAAGCAGAAGGUAGUGAGGUUGGUUGGCCAGUGGGUGGCGCUGUAUGGCCUUCUGCUGAAAGAAGACCCUAUUGCUUUGGACUUUUUGGAGAGGUUGAAGAAGGAGGUGGCAGGUGAUUUCCGUCUGUCCAGCCUGCUGAAAGAACAAUUUAGGGAAAGGAGGAGAACAAAAGUGAUGGAGAAUGGAUAUCAGUCCCUGAGCAGGAUCCAGCAGUUUGAUUGGUUUUCAAACUGUGAGGAGCCUGUGGGCAGGUUACAGCCAAUCAGAGCACAGGAUAAAGUGUUGUAUGAGAUCUACAGGCCAGACAACAAACCUCUCACUCUGAUGCUCCCAGUGAACACGUCAGUGCAGGAUGUGAUGUCAGCAAUAGGGAGACCUGGCGGAGAUCACAUCCUGGUCAAAAUGAACUCCAUGGGAGAAAGAGCUCAGUUAAAGCUGGAUGCUACUGCAGUCUACACCGCCUUGGGACUCAACGAAAGACUGUUCGUCUGCGCGAGCAGCCAAGUGGAACAUCUGAUGCCCCUGAAGGAGCAGCAGGGUCCCGAGCGAGGAACAACUGACGUCCUCGAACAGAUGGGCUCGAAAGACAUCGCCAAUGAACUCACAAAUUAUGACUGGGAGCUGUUCACUGCCAUGCAUGAGGUGGAGCUUGUCUACUACAUAUUCGGGCGUCAUAAAUUCCCCGGCGCCAUCACAGCGAACCUGGAAAGGUUUGUGCGUCGCUUCAACGAGGUGCAGUACUGGGUGGUGACUGAGCUGUGCCUCUGCGAAGACCUGGUGAAACGGGCCGUUCUGCUUAAGAAGUUCGUCAAGAUCGCUGCAGUCUUAAAGGAGCAGAAAAAUCUCAAUUCAUUCUUCGCUGUGAUGUUUGGCUUGAGCAACAGUGCGGUACAGAGGCUUUACAAGACCUGGGAGAGAACACCCAGCAAGACAAAAAGAAUCUACUGCGCUUAUGAGAGGUUGAUGGAUCCUUCACGCAACCACAGGGCCUACAGACUGGCCGUGGCCAAACUCGGUCCUCCUUACAUCCCCUUCAUGCCUCUGCUGCUCAAAGACAUGACAUUCAUCCACGAGGGAAACCCAAACUAUGUGGACAAAUUGGUCAAUUUUGACAAGAUGCGAAUGAUUGCCAAGACAGUGAAAAUUGUACGAGGAUGCAGAAGCCAGCCUUAUGUGCCUUCGUCUCCACAGAGGGGCCUGGCAGAUCGGAUGUUUCUGGAAGGGCCUUCUACUCGCAUAUCCACAUACUCAGAGCACACUCUCCCUCUGCGGAGUCCCAGCAACAUCCGACAGUACAUUCAGAACCUGACGGUUAUUGACAACCAGCGCAAGCUAACACGGCUAUCAAGAACAUUAGAAUGCUAGGACAUCCGCCCGCAUUUGUACAAAGACUGCAGAACUGUGGCACAAAUCUGAAGGACUCUAGCUAGAUAAACAAAGCAUCCACACUUCUCUAAAUAAGAUGGACCUCUGGAGGUGUUGAGUUUCGCGGACAUUCACUCUAAUUCAAGGAGCUUGGACCUUCGUGAAGAAGCUUUCUGCACAGCACAGCGCUGCGAGAGAACACGUGCAGUAUGCACAGUAAUGACCUCUAAUGCUGAACCAGAGAAUCCAAAGUCUGCUUUCAUUGGACUUGUGACACUUUUUUUUUUUUUUUGUAUUCCAAAAAGCCACAGUGGAAGCUAAUCCCCUCACAAAGGUAAUGUUACAACAUGUACAGUUUGGCAAAGUAUGCCUAUCCUUGUUGUCAAAAUUCAUUUAUGUGACAUAUUUUUUUACUGAUGUCUGUGGGAGAACCAUACUGGUGGUUCCACAAAAGGGCCAUUAGUACACAUUCUACAGAGCUUUGCCAUUGCGAAUAAUCAGUUUUUUGUGCACAAGUAUUUUCACAUUAAAACUAACGCAUUGUAACAGAUCAUUUUUUGGCAAAUGACAUACAUAUAAUUUCAUACAAUGUUGUUUUCUAAAUAAAUUAUUUUCUCAG
Molecule: messenger RNA, 3847 nt
Organism: Xiphias gladius (swordfish)
Lineage: Eukaryota; Metazoa; Chordata; Actinopteri; Istiophoriformes; Xiphiidae
Gene: rapgef3
Product: Rap guanine nucleotide exchange factor (GEF) 3
Exons: 27
Coding region: 742-3228 (828 amino acids)
Biological process (GO): positive regulation of GTPase activity; Ras protein signal transduction
Cellular component (GO): plasma membrane
Molecular function (GO): guanyl-nucleotide exchange factor activity
Source: RefSeq, a predicted model, not a curated record